CCACCACCCUAGUUGUCUCCUAAACUCUUUCUUCGAUUUCUGAAACUCCAUUAAUGAGACCAUCGACGAAGCUCUUAUUCUGAUACCCGAAGAUACAUAAUCACAGAGAAGAGAGAGAGAGAGAGAUGCCGACUCUCUAUUCUCCAAAUUGCUCUUACUCUGUCUAUUAUUCCCGUCUUGCCACUUCUUCUUCUUCGUCAUUAUCUGGGUGUCAACACCGUAUUACAGUUUCUUCAAUUCCGAAACGAUUGCAUUCACAGAAUGUCUCUUUUGAGUCUCCUAGAAAUCAUCGCCGCAAUGUGGUUCGCAUGCAAGGAGGUGAAGUGGCUGCAACUGCAUCAUUGCCUGCAAAUGAGACUCCCAUGACAACAUUCAAAGAUGAGUUGCUGAAAAUAAAAUCUUCAGAGGAAUUUAAAGAUGUUGCAGGUUUUGAUUUCAAAGAGGAGCCUACGGUCAGCAUCACUGUGGUUGGAGCCUCUGGGGACCUUGCCAAGAAGAAGAUAUUUCCUGCUCUUUUUGCACUUUAUUAUGAAGAUUGCCUACCCAAGCAUUUUACUGUGUUUGGUUAUGCUCGGAGUAAGAUGACAGAUGCAGAAUUCAGGGACAUGGUUAACAAGACGCUUACUUGCAGGAUCGAUAAAAGGGAGAACUGUAGUGAAAAGAUGGACCAGUUUCUAAAAAGGUGCUUUUACCAUUCUGGCCAGUAUGAUUCAGAGGAAAACUUUGCAGAUCUAGACAAGAAGUUGAAGGAACAUGAGGGCGGGAGGGUUUCAAACCGCCUAUACUAUUUAUCAAUUCCACCCAAUAUAUUUAUUGAUGCAGUAAGAUGUGCAAGCUCAUCGGCUUCUUCUACCAAUGGCUGGACAAGGGUUAUUGUUGAAAAACCCUUUGGACGAGAUUCAGAAUCCUCUGCUGCUUUGACUAGAGAACUGAAGCACUAUUUAGAGGAGGAUCAAAUUUUCAGGAUUGACCACUAUUUGGGGAAGGAACUAGUGGAAAAUCUAUCUGUGCUGCGCUUCUCCAAUCUCAUUUUUGAACCUCUAUGGUCAAGGCAGUACAUAAGAAAUGUACAGUUGAUCUUCUCUGAAGACUUUGGCACUGAAGGACGAGGAGGGUAUUUUGACCAUUACGGUAUUAUAAGGGACGUUCUGCAGAACCAUCUGCUUCAAAUACUAGCCCUUUUUGCCAUGGAAACUCCAGUCAGAUUGGAUGCAGAAGACAUCAGAAAUGAAAAGGUUAAAGUUCUUCGCUCCAUGAAACCUUUGCAACUAGAAGAUCUGGUGAUAGGUCAGUAUAAGAGCCACACCAGAGGGGGUAUUACAUACCCAUCCUACACAGAUGACAAAACGGUACCUAAAGGCAGCCUUACUCCAACAUUUGCUGCAGCUGCACUUUUUAUUGAUAAUGCAAGAUGGGACGGGGUGCCUUUUCUAAUGAAAGCUGGGAAAGCACUACAUACUAAGAGAGCCGAAAUAAGGGUGCAGUUCAGGCAUGUUCCUGGUAAUUUAUACAGUAAGAGUCUUGGAACAGAUCUUGAUCAAGCGACAAAUGAGCUUGUUAUUCGGGUUCAGCCUGAUGAAGCUGUUUAUUUGAAGAUCAAUAACAAGGUCCCUGGUUUGGGCAUGAGGUUGGACAACAGUCAUCUAAAUCUUCACUAUGCAGCCAGGUACUCGAAGGAGAUUCCUUGCGCAUAUGAAAGGCUUCUGCUUGAUGCUAUUGAAGGAGAAAGGAGGCUGUUCAUACGAAGUGAUGAGUUGGAUGCGGCGUGGGAGCUCUUCACACCUGUAUUGAAAGAAGUGGAGGAUAAGAAGAUAAUCCCAGAGUACUAUCCUUAUGGGAGUCGGGGACCUGUAGGUGCCCAUUAUCUUGCAGCCAGAUACAACGUUCGGUGGGGCGACCUGUGUAUAUAGCACCUAGGAUUCUGAUGCUAAAUGUGCCAACAACCAUUGCCAUUUAGAAUCACUUAAGAGAG
Messenger RNA from Telopea speciosissima, 1972 nucleotides. RefSeq names its product glucose-6-phosphate 1-dehydrogenase, chloroplastic-like. The transcript is spliced from 10 exons. Gene Ontology annotation, molecular function: NADP binding; glucose-6-phosphate dehydrogenase activity. NCBI's taxonomy places the organism in Eukaryota, Viridiplantae, Streptophyta, Magnoliopsida, Proteales, Proteaceae. The record is from RefSeq and is a predicted model, not a curated record. The coding region runs from base 126 to 1910 and encodes 594 amino acids. Gene Ontology annotation, cellular component: chloroplast stroma. Gene Ontology annotation, biological process: glucose metabolic process; pentose-phosphate shunt, oxidative branch.